GAUUCUAAAGCAUUCAUGUCAAAGGACAGAGAAGUAAAGAAGGCACAGGAACAACUAAAAUCUUUACAGGAAAUAAGUGAGCAAGACAUGGAUGCUUUAGCUGCAGCACAACAGCAUUUUAACGCUGUGUCUGCUGGCUUGUCCAGCAUUGCUGAUGGGGAAGAAUCUACUCUUGCUGAGCAGAUGAUGACCUGCAAAAAUGAAAUCAGCAAAGCAGUAACAGAGGCUAAGCAGGCUGAAAUGAAGUUGAGUUAUGCACAACAAGAAUUAAGGACAAAACAAGCUGAAGUCAAAGAGAUGGACAAAGGCUACAAGAAAGACAAAGAAGCACUUGAAGCUAUCAAAAAAGGAAAAGAAAAACUAGAGAACCAAAUACAGAAGCUAAACUACAAAGAAGAGAAACAAGAAGCCCUUCUAGCAAAAAAGAAGGAACUGACUCAAGACAUCUGUCACCUGAGAGAAUUGUAUGAAGGCUUAAUGGCAAAGUUUCCUCAUUUACAGUUUGAAUACAAAAAUCCGGAAAAAGAUUGGGAUCCAAACCGUGUGAAGGGCCUUGUUGUGUCUCUUAUCACUGUGAGAGACCCAUCCAAAGCAAAAGCCCUAGAAGCAGUGGCUGGAGGAAAACUCUAUAACGUUGUUGUGGACACAGAGGUCACUGGCAAAAAGCUUUUAGAAAAUGGUCAGCUAAAGGGUCGAUAUACCAUAAUUCCACUAAACAGAAUUUCAGCCAGGUGUGUUGGACAAGAUGUUGUCAAGCGGGCCCAAACCUUGGCUGGUCCUGAUAACUUGCAUUUAGCCCUUUCUGUUGUUGAGUAUGAUCCUGAAGUCCAUAAAGCAAUGGAAUAUGUCUUUGGAACAACACUGAUCUGUAACAACAUGGAUAAUGCUAAGAAAGUCACCUUUGACAGAAGGAUAAUGACAAAAAGUGUUACAAUUGACGGAGAUAUAUUUGACCCCCAGGGCACUCUGCAUGGAGGUGCGAGCUCACAGGCUGCCCCAAUCUUGUCUAAACUUCAAGAAUUGAAAGAUAUUGAAGCAGAACUCAAGGCAAAGGAAUCUGAACUUGAGGGUGUAGAGGAGGAGCUGGCAAGCUUGAAGAAUGUGGCUGAAAAGUACUGGCAGCUGAAGCAGCAGUGGGAGUUGAAGUCUGAGGAAGCAGAGCGGUUGCAAACGAAGCUUUGUCAAAGUGCUUAUCACAAACAGGAGGAAGAGCUGCUUGCCCUGGAGAAAAGCAUUGCGGAGUGUGAAGAGACAUUAAGGAAAACUAAAGAGAGUCAAAAGAAAGCAGAAGAUAAGUACAACGGAUUAGCAAAUAAAGUGAAGAAUGCAAAAGCAGAAUGUGAAAAAGAACUAAAAGAUGCCCAGCAGAAACUAGAUAAUGCCAAGAAAAACAGAGACGCUUCAAGCAAACAAAUGAAAGAGAAGAAGCAGGAAUUUGAAGUUUUACUUCUGGAACUUGAAGCGCUAAAGCAAGAGCAGGCCUCCUAUGAACAACAGAAGGAGGCUGCAGAUAAAGCAAUCAAAUCCUACCAGGAGCAAAUUAAUGCUUUGACAGCUGAGGUGUCAAAGACAAAGGAAUCUCUAGAGAAAUCACAGAAGGAACUGGCCAAGCAAAGGGAAGCAAUUUUGGUUCAGGAUGAAGCAAUUAAAGCCAAAUCUGAGGAGUUAACCAAAUACAAAGAACAAAGUAAUGAAUUACAGCUUAAGAUGAAAGCAUUAGAAAACAACAUCAGCAAACAUAAUCAAGAGGCUGCUGAUGCUGCUGCCAAGGUGACCAAAAUGCUGGAAAAGUAUGAGUGGAUAGCUUCCGACAGACCACUUUUUGGUCAGCCAAACACAGCCUAUGACUUCCAAACUAACGAUCCUAAAGAAGCAGCUCAGAAGCUGCGGAAUUUACUGGAGAGAAAAGAGAAGUUGAGAAGGAAUGUGAACAUGAGAGCUAUGACUAUGCUUUCUGAUACUGAGGAGAGGUACAAUGAUUUAAUGAGGAAAAAAAGAAUUGUAGAGAAUGACAAGAAGAAAAUUCUUUCAACUAUUAAAGAGCUUGACCAGAGGAAACAUGAAGUUUUAUAUAUGGCUUGGAAAAAGGUGAAUGAAGACUUUGGUUCCAUUUUCUCAACACUCCUACCGGGAUCCAAUGCUAUGCUGGAGGCCUGUAACGGCCCGAAUGGCUUGGAAGGGCUGGAGUUCAGAGUGGCUUUAGGAAACACCUGGAAGGAGAACUUAACAGAGCUUAGUGGAGGACAAAGAUCAUUGGUGGCUUUGUCCUUGAUCUUAGCCAUGCUUCUCUUCAAACCUGCCCCAAUUUACAUCUUGGAUGAAGUGGAUGCAGCCCUUGAUCUAUCUCAUACCCAGAAUAUCGGGCAGAUGCUUAAUGCUCACUUCAGACACUCCCAGUUCAUUGUGGUGUCCCUGAAGGAUGGAAUGUUUAACAGUGCCAACGUCCUCUACAAGACCAGGUUUGUGGAUGGCAUGUCCACUAUCACAAGAUACAAUCAGCUGCAAAACAGAUAA
Messenger RNA from Merops nubicus (carmine bee-eater), 2514 nucleotides. RefSeq names its product structural maintenance of chromosomes 2 (gene SMC2). Gene Ontology annotation, molecular function: ATP binding; protein binding. Gene Ontology annotation, cellular component: chromosome. Gene Ontology annotation, biological process: chromosome organization. The annotation marks the transcript as partial. The record is from RefSeq and is a predicted model, not a curated record. Lineage: Eukaryota; Metazoa; Chordata; Aves; Coraciiformes; Meropidae. The transcript has 16 exons.